Messenger RNA from Verticillium dahliae VdLs.17, 1905 nucleotides. Its product is annotated as uracil permease. The transcript is spliced from 13 exons. Gene Ontology annotation, biological process: nucleobase transport; transmembrane transport. The coding region runs from base 1 to 1728 and encodes 575 amino acids. Gene Ontology annotation, molecular function: nucleobase transmembrane transporter activity. NCBI's taxonomy places the organism in Eukaryota, Fungi, Ascomycota, Sordariomycetes, Glomerellales, Plectosphaerellaceae. Gene Ontology annotation, cellular component: plasma membrane. The record is from RefSeq and is a predicted model, not a curated record.
AUGGAGGCCACCAACCCACAAGUCAGGGAGCGUGUGCAUGGGUCAAGGACAAAGCACUGGGCCAACAAACUGGCCGUAGACCAGACGGAAGAGGGCUUGUCUAAUACCCAGCUCAUGCUCAUCAACCAUGAUCUGAAGCCCGUCGAGAAAGCUCGUAGAGUUUGGGGAACAUGGAACUUUGUGGCCUUCUGGGUUGCUGACUCGUUCAAUAUUAACAGCUGGAUGAUCGGAUCUUCGAUGGUAGUCUCCGGGCUUUCCUGGUGGCAAGCUUGGGCAUGUGUCUGGCUCGGAUAUUUGGUGGCCGGCAUCUUCGUUGUUCUCAUCGGCCGUAUAGGCGCGGUGUACCAUAUCGGAUUUCCCGUGGUUGCUCGAAGUUCCUUCGGAAUAUGGGGAGCACUUUGGAUCAUCUUUAACAGAACUGCCAUGGCAUGCGUAUGGUAUGGUGUCCAGUCCUGGAUCGGAGGCCGAUGCAUCUACGUAAUGAUAAGAGCCAUUUGGAAAAGCUGGGAUCGUGAACGAAUUUCGAGCAACGCGUUCACAGACACCACAACAGCAGAUUUCGUCUCCUUUUUCCUCUUCUGGUUGAUCUCACUACCUUUCCUAUACGUGCCGGUACACAAACUACGCCAUCUCUUCACUGUAAAGUCCUAUGUUGUCCCUGUAGCAGGCUUUGCCUUCAUGGGCUGGACUAUUGCAAAGGCUGGUAAUACGGGAGCCAUGAUUAGACAGCCCGCUCAAGCCAAGGGCAGCGAAUGGUCAUGGGCAUUUGUUUCCGGAGUCAUGUCUUCGAUCGCCAACUUCGCAACACUCAUCGUCAAUGAUCCUGAUUUUACACGCUUUGCUAUCAAACCCAGAGAUGCACUUUGGUCGCAGCUGUGCACAAUCCCCAUCGGAUUUGCCGUCACGUCAUUAAUCGGCAUCCUGGUCAGUUCGGCGUCGGCUACCAUCUAUGGCGCACCCAUGUGGGAUCCGCUCGAGGUUCUCGAAAGAUUCAUCGACGAAGGCAACUCGGGCGAGAGAUUUGGAGUCUUCGUGCUUGGCCUGGCAUUCGCCUUGGCCCAACUCGGCACAAACAUUGCAGCCAAUAGCAUUUCUGCUGGCACCGAUAUGACUGCGCUGCUUCCCAGGUAUAUCAACAUUCGCCGAGGAAGCUAUGUAUGUGCCGCGGUUGGCCUCGCGAUGUGCCCAUGGAAGCUACUGUCAAGCUCAAACCAGUUCACGACUUACCUCUCAGCUUACAGCGUGUUCCUCAGUUCGAUCGCCGGCGUCAUGUGCUCCGACUACUACGCCGUACGCCGCGGAUAUCUGCAAGUUCAGGACUUGUUCAGUGCUCGCAAGGGCAGUCCGUACUACUACACUUUCGGCGUCCACUGGCGGGCAUAUGCGGCAUACAUCGCGGGCAUUUUGAUCAAUGUGGUUGGCUUUGCCGGUGCAAUUGGCGCGACUGUCCCGAUUGGAGCAUCCUAUCUUUACAGGGUGAACUUCUUUGGAGGGUUCAUCAUAUCAUUCUCUAUGUACUGGGCGCUGUGCCACUUCUUCCCCAUCCCUGCCACAAGCAAAACAUGGAUGGAGGUUGGAGGCGAUGACCUGGACGAGGUUCGUGUCGCCUACGAUGCCGACAGCUAUAGCGACAAGGGGGCCGAUGGACAUCGGCCGUAUGACGAGGAAGUGGCAGUGCAGGGAAAGCCACAGCUGAACGAUAAGAAACUUGCGGGAGAGUCUAUCUAAGGGGGAUCACGGGGAGAGAAACUGUGAACAGAGCAGCGUCGCCUGUGACGAAUGUUGGGCGUCGAUGUUAGGUCACCAUGAUACACACAAUUUGUGGGAAACACAGCAUUUGAUCUUGAUUCCUGUACAGUGCCAUUGCGUCCACCUCGUUUGAAAUUGAGAGAGUUUCCCAUUCUG